Paracoccidioides brasiliensis Pb18 is the source of this 1506-nucleotide messenger RNA. RefSeq lists its product as uncharacterized. The transcript has 5 exons. Gene Ontology annotation, molecular function: iron ion binding; oxidoreductase activity, acting on paired donors, with incorporation or reduction of molecular oxygen; monooxygenase activity. The record is from RefSeq and is a predicted model, not a curated record. Bases 1 to 1506 code for a protein of 501 amino acids.
AUGUCAGUGGCAUCAACGAUCCAUACUUUCACGGACAGUCUGCCGAGCUUUGCGGUAUCCAGUGUUGUCUUCGUGAUCCUCUGCUUGAGCUGGAAGUUUAUUUACAAUGUCUUCUUUCACCCCCUCCGCUCAUUUCCAGGUCCGCUUAGCCAUGCGAUGAGCCGGAUUCCAUAUUUGUUCAAAUUGUCCUCUGGGACUCUGCAAUUUGACCUCCUAAAUAUGCACAAGAAAUACGGCGACGUGGUGCGAAUUGCGCCGAAUGAACUGGCUUUUUCCCAUCCGGGCGCCUGGAAGGAUAUUAUGGGCGCUCACCUGCGGAAGGAAGAAGAACUGCCAAAGUACUUGACAUUCUAUCGUCCAUUGGGGAAUCGAAAGGAUCCAGUCAGCAUCAUCAGCGCAGAUCGCGAGAAGCAUGCGCUUUUACGCCGUGCGCUUUCCCCUGGCUUCUCUGAGAAAUCAAUGAGGCAACAGGAAGCUCUUAUUCGUCAAUAUCUUGACUCUUUCAUAGUGAAGUUGCGUGAGCUGGGAGGGGGUGGAACCAAGUCUCUAGAUCUCAUGGAGUGGUAUAACUGCGUGACCUUCGAUAUCAUCGGGGAUCUAACCUAUGGUGAAUCCUUUGGAUGCAUCGAAAACGCCUAUUUGCACCCUUUUGUUAAACUUAUGCUCACGUCGGGGCGUGUUGGGACGUUCCUACAAAGCGCUGGCUAUUUACCACCGCUUCUGAGAGCUCUCGUGAGAAAGAUUCCCAAGUCGGGAAUGGAGGUCCAGUUGAAGAUUGCAAAGGAGAAACUUGCAAGGCGAAUGGCAGUUGGCAACGAUCGCCCCGACCUAAUACAGGGCCUACUAAAAAAGAAAGAUGAAAUGAAUAUGGGCGUCGAUGGGAUUGCGAUCAACUGCAGGCUUCUCCUUAUCGGUGGUUCCGAAACAACCGCAACACUCUUGUCCGGAGUAACCUUUCUGUUGCUAACCAAUCCCAACACCCUCGAGAAGCUAACAGCGGAAGUCCGCUCAAAUUUUAAGAAUGAAUCUGAAAUUACCAUUAAUUCCGUUAAUAGGCUGUCAUAUAUGCUUGCUUGCCUUGACGAGGCACUGCGGGUGUAUCCGCCCGUGGCCAUUGGGUUACCUCGUGUUGUCAACAAAGGUGGCUGCAGCAUAAUUGGACAAUUCGUCCCUGAAGAUACAGUGGUUGCAAUCCACCAUUGGUCAGCAUACCAUGACGAAAGACACUUCACAGACCCCUUUGCAUAUCAUCCGGAACGGUUCCUGGGUGAUCCUAAGUUCGCAAACGACAAGCGCGACAUGUUCCAACCCUUCAAUGUGGGUCCGCGAAGUUGCAUUGGCAGAAGCCUAGCAUAUGCUGAAAUGCGCGUCAUUCUCGCGCUUAUAAUCUAUAACUUUGACAUGAAGCUCGCCCCAGAGAGCGCGGACUGGAUCCGGCAGCAGAAAGUGUUCAUGUUUUACACGAAAGGGCCGUUGAAUGUUUUCCUAACACCAGUUCAGAGAUAA